AUGAACGCCUUCGGCGGCAGGUCGGCCGUCUUCGUGGAUGACCGAGAGUUCAUGGAAGAGACCCUAGACAACGUGCUGAGGAUCUACUGCACGCACAACAUGCCCAACUGGUCCCUCCCGUGGCAGAGGCUGAAGCAGGAGCAGUCCACCAGCACGGGGUUUGUCAUCGAUGGGCGACGCAUCAUUACCAACGCCCACGCCGUGGAGUACUCGACAAUGAUACAGGUCCGGAGGAGAGGCUGCGACCGAAAGUUUCAGGCGAGCCGCUAUGCCGUGGGCGAGGAGUGCGACCUCGCUAUCCUUACGGUAGAGGACGAGGAGUUCUGGGAGGGGGCGGCACCCCUGGCCUUCGGCGAGCUGCCGGAGCUGACGGACGACGUCAGUGUGAUAGGCUAUCCGGUUGGAGGAGAGUGCAUCUCCAUCACAGCUGGGGUGGUGAGCCGUGUGGAGAUGACGGUCUACGCCCAGGCGGAGAAGGAGCUGUUGUCGAUCCAGAUCGACGCAGCGAUUAACCCAGGGAACAGCGGGGGGCCCGUGGUGAACGACGACGGAGAGGUGGUGGGGGUGGCGUUUCAGAGCCUGGACGGCAGCGACGUUGAGAACAUCGGGUACGUGGUUCCGGUCAACGUCCUGGAGCAUUUUCUUGAGGACGUCCGCCGUCACGACGGCAAGUACCUCGGCUUCCCGCGCCUGGGCAUCACUCACCAGCACCUAGAGAGCCCGGCCCUUAGGGGAAGCCUGAGGAUGUCUCCACAGCAGACGGGUGUCAUGAUCACAGGCGUGCAGCCCACAUGUCCGGCGGUGAAUGUUCUUCGCAAGGGUGACGUGAUCAUGAAAGUGGACGGUAUCAGGGUCGCGAACGACGGGAGCAUCCCCUUCCGCGCCGGGGAGAGGGUGGCGUUGAAGUACUACAUGUCUCAGCUGUUCCCUGAAGACAAGACAGAGGUGGAGCUGUUGAGAGACGACAGCGUGAUGUCUGUGACGGUCCCGCUGUACGUGUCGGACUUCUUGUGCCCCGUGCACUUCGGCGGGCGGGCGCCGAGCUACUUCGUCCUCGGGGGGCUGGUAUUCACCGUCAUGAGCGCGCCGUACCUCGAGCACGAAAUUGAGGAAGGCGCGGGUGGUCUAGCGCACUUGCUCUCAACAGCGGAGCAUGGCGUGAGGGCUAGCAACGACGAGGAUAUUGUCAUCCUUACCCAGGUUUUGGCGCACGAAGUGAACGUUGGGUACGAGGGCUUCUCCAACAUGCAGCUCUUGUCGUUCAACGGGGAGCGCGUCAAGAGCCUCAAGCACCUCGUCCGCCUCGCCGACGCGAACCGGCAGGAGUUUCUCCGCUUCGAACUCUUCCGGGACAGGCUCAUAGUCCUCGAGGCCGCGGGCGUGCCCGACGCGACCACCCAGAUCUGUAAGGACAACUCCAUCCCCUCCCCGCGCUCGUCGGACUUAGUCUUUGACGCCGCCAACUCUCGGACGACGGCCUCGGCGGUGGCUGGAGACGAGAUGGUGGUUCCACCGGCUUCGAGGGAGGAGGAGGAGGAGGAGGUAGAAGACCCGCAGCGCCAGCCGCAUUCGGCCGGCGUCAACGGAGGCAAGCCGCCGCGCCAGCCUUCGAUCCCCGGCACGGUGGUGCCGGUCCGGCGAAAGCCGGGCGGGCGCGCAGGGGAGGGUGGAACGGCGGCGCGGAGGGCAGAGCCGAGGAGGGGCGCGGGAAAGGAGAGGGGAGCGAGGCUGAGGUCAGCGGUGGCGGCGGCCGGGGCUAGCGCAGUGGCCUUGGGCGGUUUGAGAAUUGAAGGUCGGGAUUUUUUACCGCGUUUGCGAACAGGCGCAAAGCGAAGAAGCAGGGGUGGCGGUGGCGAGAGUGGCGAGCGGAAACAAAGGACGAUAAGUUGGCGGGGAGGGUAG
Messenger RNA from Ectocarpus siliculosus, 1902 nucleotides. NCBI's taxonomy places the organism in Eukaryota, Phaeophyceae, Ectocarpales, Ectocarpaceae. The record is from the annotation of a GenBank genome assembly.